Molecule: messenger RNA, 6048 nt
Organism: Monomorium pharaonis (pharaoh ant)
Lineage: Eukaryota; Metazoa; Arthropoda; Insecta; Hymenoptera; Formicidae
Product: rho GTPase-activating protein 7-like
Exons: 8
Coding region: 4543-6048 (501 amino acids)
Biological process (GO): signal transduction; regulation of Rho protein signal transduction; actin cytoskeleton organization
Molecular function (GO): lipid binding; GTPase activator activity
Source: RefSeq, a predicted model, not a curated record
CGUUCGGGAAUCGGCUCGAAAAGGGCAACUAGGCUCAAGCACUGAUUUAGUGUAAAUAAAUUCGGUGCACGUUAUUUAUGACUCCUUUUGAAAUGCGAUCCCGGUUUAGGAAAUAUUCGGUUGACGAACGACGAACGACGAACGACGUGUCCACUCAAAAGAUAAGUAAUUGGCUAGGCAGGAAAUACGAAACAAUUGAAUCAAACUGUAAAUAACCGGGCCGAGAAUAAAGGAUCGGUCGGGUUGUAAAUUUACGAAGUAACCGGUCGUCUCGUUGAGGCAACACAAAGAUUUAUGUUAUAUAUUUCAAAAACGAUAAAUUUACAUGACGGUUUCGUUACCCGAAGUUUUCGAAAUACAGAUCCGUGCACCUCUUUUUCGUAUGUUUAGGCGAAAGUAACCUUUUUGUUCUCUACCUGUCGUUUUUCCUUCGUUAUUAUUUGCCGGAAUGCGACUUGAGUGAAACGUAUUUUUUCAAAAGGAUUAAGUGUGCGUCCGAACAUGUUUUAUGAGUUUUUUCGGCCGGGGAAGAUUCUCGAUUCUUACCUUUGUUCGGAACUUUCUCUUUUACUUGACCGUACGAAAAUUCACGCACGUUAGCGCGCAAAGAGGAUCACGCGCGAGAUUCGUCGUGAUUUUUCCUGCGGUACUCGAUACGGCGAUUAGUUUUGACGCGAAUUUGAUUGUGUGUGUGUGUUUUUGGCAGCGUCGAAUCGAGUUGGCGAACUGAUGCAGUUUUAUACGUUGUGCAUGCAGGUGAGAUGGAUGUGAAUUGAAUGCAAUCGCGCAAUUGCGUAAUCGAGUGAAAUUAUGGAACAGUUAAUGAUCCACAUGCAGAAAAUAAGAAUAAUUAUAUUGUAGGAUACUCGAGUUUUUAGGCGCUCGAUGAUCCUCGAUGUCAGCGUGGAGUUGAGAGCGAUGGCCUCCGGAGACGACGUAGUGGCGGGUGAUCCUUGGCGUAGCGUGUGUCUUGCAGAUGUGCGGGCGCACGUACGAACACGUUUCAUUACCUGUUUCCCGAGGUAGAAAAUAUGUGCGUCAACGCGAAGGUAAUAUAAUUAAAUGAAAUCGGCAAUUUACAAAUUUUACAACGUAAAGCUCUGAUCGAGCGAGUAGCUACGAAGCUACCUCGAGAUUCUGAUCGCGAUAUUAACUUCGCAGCGGUAUUAACUUGAGAAUAUACUUGAUAUAAUCUUUGAUCGUAAAUUCACACCUCACGGGAAGAAACAUACAUCACGUGUCAGGCUUAUGAAACUACAAUUAGGAACAACUUUGUGUUUGGACGAAACAUCUAACUUAACUGUUGUUGAGAUUUAGACUAGUGACUGUGAACGUUGAAAUCACGCACUAUAUGCGUGCGAGCGGCGCGCUAUUUUCCGGCAGGGUGGGAGAAUUUCGCAAGCAGGGAGUUUGCCUGUCCCUGAGGUAGUAUGUAUCGAACGUUUUUGAAGAAACAACGUUAAUAUAUCUGAGCCGCUACCGAGCAAUUAAAUGAUAAGUUAAAGUUAUGUGACGCGAAAGACCCAAGAUUGAUAAGUUAUUAACCGUGGUAGUAUAAUAAAGAAAUUUUGUGUAAUUUGACCAGUCGCCAUUCGUGCGGCAGGCCAAUUCGCUGCGCUCUAAAUAGAUGUACAACUUGACAAACCAGCACAAAUAUACGCAAAGAAUUAAAGUCUACAACUGUAUUACAGCCUUACUGAAAAUAGAAAACGCAGAGGGAAACCAACUUCAUACGCUUAAAAUAUGCAAUUAAUUUAAAACUUAUAAAUGCUUGAAACAGCCUUUAGCUUACACAUUAGUGAGUAUUAUAAACAUAAUAGGAAUAUAAAAAGAGAGUUUUGUUCCCGGAGCUCCGGGGGAGGGGGGGGGGGGGGCGAGUGUGCGGGAUGGGUCUUGUUAGCGCGGGAUAUGACGUCACGCCGGCGGGGGUAGGUGCAUGGUGACGAUUUCAUCGGAGAAGGGUGGGCGAGCGACGUUUAGACACUUAUGAGGUGUUAUAAACAAGGGUAGCAUGCGCUCGUGAGAAAAUAUCGGUGGCGCAUAAUAAUUUGGACGAUUCUUAUUGUUUAUGUCGUUUACGUCUUCUUUUUCUCUCGCCUUCUUAUUCGGUACUAUCUGGAUUAAAAGUAAAUCUGAUAACAUUGCAACGCAUAAUUGAACAUAUUGCGAUAUGUUUUACUAUUCCAUAUCGCUUUCUUUCGCUUUAUCCCUCACUUGCUUGCGAUAUUUUUUAUUUAGAAAAAAAAGUAUAUGAAAUAAAAGAAUACGAAAUAUGGAAUUUACUAAACUCUUUUUAUUGUCGGAUUUUCAUGAUUUAGCGUCGACACAUCGGCUCUUGAAAUUUUUUUAAGUAAACGCUUUAUUUUUUAGUCUAGCGCCGGUAUUUCGGCCGCUCUUACAUAUAAAGAAUGUGCUUAGUGUAAAAAUGAAUGCACCAUUGUUAUCGUCAGACCUGGCUCGAAACUGCCUUCACAUGUUACUGACCCACUCAACAAUAAUUACUAUUGGAUCAACGGUUGACCACAUAUCGUUUCAAAGGAUUUUUAAUCGCUAUAAAAAAAGGUUUUUGCGUUUUUUUACGUUUAGAUAAAUCCUACGCUUCCCAGCUCAUGGCCUGUCGAUUUUUUUUAGUAGUUUGCUAAGACGUACACUUGUAUCCAGCAGAAGGCGUGAGUGGUGAAAUAUUAAAUAUUAUUUUAUUUUUUUCCGUGAAUUUAUGCGGGCGAGGUAUCGGUGCGUCUCGAUCAUACCGCGCCAGCGAAAAUAUAGAUAUUCCCUCAUCGACGCCGAGAAAUAUAAUACUAAGAGAGCCUAAUAUUAUUGCGCGGGCCUGUAGGCCAACAGGUAAUUUAGUAAUAGCGAUUGCUAGUUAAUAUAUAAAUACCUGUAACAAAUUUUUAAAAAUAAUUAUAGUUUUCUUUAGCCCCGGUUCCCACAGUCAGAUAUUCGCAUUUGCGGAUUUAUAAAUAUUGAAGAUACGAUGUGAACGCGGUUGCUCCGCAAAGUCGAUCGAUAUCACAACGAUGACUUGCUUGAUGAUCGCAGUCCAUUGGCAAGUACGGGACCGCGGGCGUUCUUGAUCUGAGGCGGCUUUUUGACAUGCCACCCUUAUUCGGAGAUGAUUAUGAAGAUUGUUGGCCUUAACGAAAAAUGUUUAUAUCAAUUUAUAAAUAUUUAUAAUCAAUUUAUAUCAUAUUUAUAAAAAUAUAAAAAAUGUAGUAAAAGAAAUAUAUACAUAUUUGCAAAAAUUAUUCUUAAUUAUUCUAUGCCUUUACUCACACUCAACGUAACAACGCCCGUACCAUCCAUCGCUCUCAUCCCUCCCGUAGGCUCUCACUCGCAUUCGUCGUUCCUACUCAUCGCACUCUCUCACUCGCACACAUUGUUCUUACCCAUCGCAUGCUCUCGCUCCCACACAUCGCGUACAUAUUCUCAUGCGCUUUCGCUCCUACUCGUACGCCGCCAUCUUUACACGUUCUCAGUCUCACUCAUGCAUAACACAGAUAAACGUGUAAACUUAAAAUUACACAGAAAAAACAUGUUACAUUAACACACUUGGAUUUGCAAUAUAGUGCGACUACCAGACGGAACGCGAUGGUGCCCCAUGUAUUAGCAAAGGAUUGUCACAUAAUGUUUUUACAGAUUUGCGGCUAGGUUAUACAUAUAUGAUUACGGGUUCACUCGUUUUAAUUGAGUGAGAAAUUUUACUUUAAAAAGUUUAUAGUAUACGUAAAAUUAUAUAUAAUUUUAUAUAUAACGUUGUAUGUUAUAUAAUUUUAUACACACGUAUUAUAUGUUCGACUCGUCCCCUCCACUGGGACCGGCUGUCUUACAGUUUUCAAACUUCUACUACAUAGGGUGCGUUCAAGAAGACGCUGUUAGCGCUACCAGCAUCAGUCUAUCUUUAUUACUUAUUAAAGGUAGAACAAGGAUAGCCGUCGCUACAGAGGGGCUGAAGAAUUAAAUGUAAGGGCCAAUCGCGAAAGAAUUAGUGAGUGCUCAGUGUACGAUUGGUUCUUGUUCUUGGUUCUUCGUCCCCUCCACAACUGUGUCUCUGUGACGGAAGCCUUCGAAUCGCUACCUCGGAUACGACUCCUUCUCUCGUUUUCUUACCACCUCUUCCUCCCCUCCGCCACUAUACGCUUCUUCCCUCUCUCAACCGCUCAUUUCUCUUCUAAUAUAAUCGUUGCACGCCGCUAGAUGAUCCGCAGAUCCUUCAGGUCGCUACCUAGCUCUGGAUGUUCUUCGUUUGGACGUUGAGUGCGAAGCGAACUUUGUAUAUUAAGUGAUUCCGUGAGUGAAUUCUGAACUGAGAACUGUUGCAAGUUCAUCGAAUUCGUCCCUGCUCAAGGAAACAUCAGCCGAGGACUGCACAGCCUCCACCUCAAAGCAGAAUCAGGACGAAAUUCAAAGAACCGAUACUGACCUAGACUAUUGAUUGACGUUUCCGGGCGUAGCCAUCCUUUUUCGAGGGCGACUCGCAGCAGCUAGAGCCUUUGCCAGCAUCCGCACGUUUUUAAUUUAAUAAAUAAUUGCGCCAAUAUGAAACUCGACGCUUAUCACACGCAUUACAGUACGAGUCACAGCAAAAGCAGUGGCGGUGGUGACGAAUUGUGUCCUAGAGCGAUGGCUUCCGUGUCGUGCGGACAACUUUUGGUGCUGAGGAAGCUGGCACUGAUGAAACUGACGGCGUGCAUGGAACGACAUUGUCCAACUCAUCGCACUGGCUGGAACUGGCAACUUCCGAAGUUUAGGAGGAAAAUUAAGUCGCCCGAUUACAACGACAAGGCAGUUUUCGGAGUGCCGCUUUUAUUAUCUCUGCAGAGAACUGGUCAAGCAUUACCAAGCUGCAUUCAGAUCGCCCUAAGAUGGCUGAGAGCUAACGCUAUAGAUCAAGUGGGCAUUUUUAGAAAGAGCGGCGUCAAAUCUAGGACACAAAAUUUGAAAGUCAUGAUGGAGACCGAGGGGGAUAAUGUUAAUUUUGACGGGCAGCAGGCAUUCGACGUCGCCGAUCUUCUGAAACAAUAUUUCAGGGAGCUGCCGGAGGCUUUGUUAACAAACAAGCUCUCAGAGAUAUUUAUCGCCAUUUUCCAACAUGUCCCGGUGGAGUUACGACCUGAUGCCGUGCAGUGCGUCUUAUUGCUGCUUCCGGACGAGAAUCGUGAAGCAUUGGAGAUCCUGCUUGACUUUCUCAAUCACGUUGCCAGCAACUCGCCCUCCAAUCAGAUGACAGCCUCGAAUCUGGCUGUGUGUCUGGCUCCGAACCUGUUUCAUUUUAAACACAGCACGGAUGUGACGAACAGCGUGUCGCCACGUAGGCGAAAGACCAUGGGCAUUCCCGAUCAGCGGGAACUGUCGGAAAACAAAGCAGCUCACGACUGUCUUUUGUUUCUGAUCAAGAUGCAUCGUGAAUUAUUUAUGGUCUCGUCGGACAUGCUGUCGCUGUGUCACUUCCGCAUUAAGUAUGUGGAAGAAAUUUCGGUCGCGAUAGACGAACUCGGCCCGGAAAUGAAACAGGAUUGGAAGGGUUACCUAUACGCCUGCACCAUAGAGUUGCUGAAGGAAGUGGGAGAAAACAGAAGUUGCGAUUGGGUCACGGUAGACAGUCCUGCCGAUAACAGCGUGGAAAUGGCGUAUAAAAAGGUCGGCGACGGGCACCCGCUUCGUCUCUGGCGAGUGUCGACUGAAGUCGAAGCUCCGCCAAACGAAGUGUUGCAUCGUGUUCUAAGAGAAAGGUACACCUGGGACCCGCAACUGUUAACGUACAGACUGGUGACCAAGUUGGACACCAAUGCGGAGGUCGUUCAAUACUCCACCGGGAACAUGAGUCCUUUGCCCGCUCGAGAUUAUUGUGUAGUAAGAUCUUGGCUUAAUCUUGCCAAAGGUGCUUGCGUCAUUGAUGAACAUCCGUGCAUCAUCCUGACGCUCCUGUCAUGCUCGGGGGAACUCGCGGCAUCGUUUUGGCCUCGCGUUAUCACAUCGAACCAUGGGGUCGCCACCCUGAGUGGUACAGCAGAAGCUACGGGCAUAUCGCUGCUCUCCAUCUGA